Mercenaria mercenaria is the source of this 741-nucleotide messenger RNA. RefSeq lists its product as uncharacterized. Gene Ontology annotation, cellular component: Golgi apparatus. The record is from RefSeq and is a predicted model, not a curated record. Gene Ontology annotation, molecular function: glycosyltransferase activity. Bases 1 to 741 code for a protein of 246 amino acids. NCBI's taxonomy places the organism in Eukaryota, Metazoa, Mollusca, Bivalvia, Venerida, Veneridae. The transcript has a single exon.
AUGAUAAAGAACGUACCGGACACCCGCCGAAAGACAACUUAUAACUGGACUAUUCUUCUAACUGUCAACAAUGGAUUCUAUGACUUUUUUCAAAACUGGUGGUGGCAUUUUAGGAAACUUGAUAUUUCUGUGCCAGUAUCAGUUAUUGCAGAGGAUGAUAUCGUGUUUGAAAAACUAACCAGUUUAAGUGACAGCUCAAUCGAAGUGCGCAGAAGUGAAUAUAUAUCCAUUGAUAAAACUGUAAGCUAUGAUAGCAUGUUGUAUAAGAAAAUGGUAUCAGCACGACCAACAUAUAUUCUGAUGUAUUUAAAGAAUGGAACUAACGUUAUCUACUCUGACCUAGACACUGUUUGGUUACAAAAUCCUAUGCCUUACCUAAAGGGCAACUUUGAUAUAUGGAGUCAGUUGGAUGCAGAGAAUUAUUUGUGUACAGGAUUCUUGGCCAUUAAAAGUAAGAACGUUACUUUAAAAUUUAUACAAAAGUGGGAAGACGCCUUACGAGACACACCUACGCUGAAUCAACCAGUAUUUAACUGGCUGGUGAAACAAUCAUCUAUAAAAAUAAAACAGUUACACAGUAAAAGGUUUCCAUCAGGAAAACAAUAUUUUGAUCAGUUUUCAAAAACAGAACGUUUAGAAGUUGUGGUUGUGCACAACAACUGGAUAAUUGGGCACGAUAAAAAAGUCAAGCGAUUCCAGAACGUGAACUUGUGGGUUAACGAAACUAUUUCAUUGGUAUGA